Molecule: messenger RNA, 1530 nt
Organism: Laetiporus sulphureus 93-53
Lineage: Eukaryota; Fungi; Basidiomycota; Agaricomycetes; Polyporales; Laetiporaceae
Product: phosphomevalonate kinase
Exons: 8
Coding region: 1-1530 (509 amino acids)
Biological process (GO): isopentenyl diphosphate biosynthetic process, mevalonate pathway; ergosterol biosynthetic process
Cellular component (GO): peroxisome
Molecular function (GO): phosphomevalonate kinase activity; ATP binding
Source: RefSeq, a predicted model, not a curated record
AUGGCCACCACCGUCGUAUCCGCCCCCGGUAAGGUCCUUCUCGCAGGAGGCUACCUAGUCCUCGACCCUGCAUACUCGGGCGUCGUCGUCUCGACCAGCGCACGUUUCUAUACCGCCGUCAGAUGCGAGGCCGCCACCGUCGCUCGAGCACAGGCCAAUCGCCCGAUUCAGAUCCGCGUGCGAUCGCCCCAGUUCGUGGACGCGACUUGGGUCUACUCCGUUCACUUUGACCACAACGCCGUCCGCAUCGAGCACGACAACGCGUCGACUCCGUCGACGAACAACAAGUUUGUGCGCCUUGCUCUUGAACGCACGCUUGUGCUCGCGCUCGAGGCCCGCGGUGCGGGUGCUUUGCAGAAUGCUCUUUCCUACGGCCUCGACAUCACAAUUGUCGGCGAUAAUGAUUUCUACUCUCAAAGAGCACAGCUAACGUCCAGGAACCUCCCUUCCACCCUUGCAUCUCUCGCCCAGCUACCUCCGUUCAGCUCCACCGGCGUGCGCCUCCCGGAGGUGCACAAAACCGGUCUUGGCUCCUCCGCGGCGCUCAUCACCUCGCUUGUCUCCAGCCUGCUCAUCCAUCUCGGCGUCAUCCCGCGGGAUUCCUUUGACACUGCCGUCGAGUCCGCAACUGACGGGCGCCGACUCGUGCACAACCUUGCGCAGUAUGUGCACUGCCUCGCACAGGGGAAGAUUGGCAGUGGUUUCGACGUGUCCGCCGCGGUGUUCGGCAGCCAGCUCUACACCCGCUUCGACCCCGUGGUGCUCCAGCCGCUCAUGGGCGAUGAUGCCUCAUCACAGCCCCUCCUGCCUGUGAUGUUGCCGUCAAACAAGGCAUGGAACUACCGCAUAGAGCCGUUCAAACUCCCGCCUCUCACGAGGCUCAUGUUGGCUGAUGUAGACGCGGGGAGCGAUACGCCCUCGCUGGUGGGCAAGGUUCUGGAAUGGCGCAGGGAGAAUAGCACAGAAGCGAAGUCGCUCUGGGAUUCGCUCAACAUUUUGAACUGUGCGCUGAGCCAGACCCUGCUCAAGUUGUCCGGGAUGCAGGCGCGUGAUGCGAAGGCGUACGCGAAAGCGGUCAAAUACCUCUCAACUCUGCAGACAAUGCAGUGGCUCGCUUUCAAUCCCACUGUCUCCGACGCCAAUCAAAAGAUCAUGGAUGUGUUCGCGGAGGCGCACCAGCUAACGGAGGACAUCCGCGCAAAAAUGCGAGAGAUGGGCGAGCUGUCAGGCGUGCCGAUAGAGCCGAAAGAGCAGACGGAGCUGCUCGAUGCAUGCGUUUCAGGUGCAGGCGUCAUCGGCGGUGGAGUGCCAGGAGCGGGCGGAUAUGAUGCGAUCUGGCUACUCGUUCUCGACCCGACCAAUUGCCCACCCCAGGAGCUACCCUCCAGCAGGGUCGAGGGCGUAUGGGCAAACUACAAGUCGCUCGACGUGUCCCCGCUCUCGGCAUCCGAGAGUGCCGCGAAAGGUUUGCGGCUUGAGGAUGCAGCACAGGUCUCGGGGCUAAGUGCACUUAUUGACGCUCCGUGGUGA